Galendromus occidentalis (western predatory mite) is the source of this 3438-nucleotide messenger RNA. RefSeq lists its product as uncharacterized. NCBI's taxonomy places the organism in Eukaryota, Metazoa, Arthropoda, Arachnida, Mesostigmata, Phytoseiidae. The coding region runs from base 1 to 3438 and encodes 1145 amino acids. The transcript is spliced from 12 exons. The record is from RefSeq and is a predicted model, not a curated record.
AUGUCGAACCAUGUGGCUAGCACGCGGCCACUCCUGAAGUCUGGCGAGUCGAGCAACGAGAUCAUAUUCUCGAUCAGAAAUGAUACACGAAGUUCCGAAGGCAGUGUCAGCGAGGUCACGGACAGUGGAGCGCCCGGAGGAGCUGACGAAGCGACUCCUGAAGAGGACGACGACGAGGAUGAGGUUGGAGGCGGGGAGCUUCGGUGGAAACGGAGUCGCUGCGUCAAAAUUGAGAAGCGAGCUGAAGGUUUCGGCUUCACAUUGAGGAACGUCGUCAUUUACCCAUCCGACAUCCACAAGAUCGCUAAUGCGCUGGGCAAACGGCCGAGAGAUGUUGAACCCUCAUGGAUAGAAGGGAAACCUCUGGACGCCGUUUUGGUUCGGGAAGUGCGUGAGUCGGGUGCCGCUCAAAGCGCGGGGCUCCGUCCCGGUGACCGUAUUGUAGCCCACGAGGGACGUCCGAUCGACAGCUAUUCAAAAUUCGUCGCGCGAAUCCACCUAUGUUCGACUAUCCUUGAGGUGACGGUGAUUUCAGGGGCAGACGAUCCUCUUAGUUGUGGCCUUUGGGCCUCGGGGCUCGGAUCGGGUCUGUCUCGGUCGGUGAACGCGACUGGCGUGGGAGGUCCACGUCCGAACCAACGUUCCCACUGGCUAAGCAGCUCCCUUGCGCCCCGGCCUUACCUCAGUACCUACCAGAGAGGAAAUUCCACUCAGCCGAGGUCUUUGCCAAAUCACGGCCGCAUCCACAGCUCACCCAUCAACCAAAGUACCGUAUCCCUCACGGAGAGCACGACCGGAGGCAGUGUCUCUGGGGCAGAGAGUGAGAUGUCAUUGAGUAUGCCCAGUAUACCGAUACCGCCUUCGUGCUCCGUACCUUCCCGGCUGGAUUCAACGCUUAAGCCACAACGUAAGAAGCGGCGUGACAAGAACAAAAGCAAGCACACCAAAAAAGACUCCAAACGGAUCUCUGGGCAAAAAGACGAGGAGAGUCGAUCUUCGUCGCUCAGCUCGCUUGGCCCCCCGUCACCCGCCGGUACAACUUCCGUAGCCGCGAAACUUCAGCUAUUCGAGGGCGGCCAAGGGUUUCUGGCGAGAUCGAUGGAGAAGCUCAAGCUUUACCGCAGCGAACUUACGCGGAUGGCCUCACCGCCGCCAAACACGGUGCAAGUACGCACGGCUCAGUUCGAGAAAGUCGGCGUCGGAAUCGCUGCCGAUAGGAAAGGAACCACUUCGCCUCCGCCUGGUGCAACUCUGAAGAAACUCAAGACUCUCUUCACAGAAAAAUCGGUCGGCGGAGGCUGUGCAGUCAAGGUGCUCCGAUGUCCAGAAGGUGGCAAGAAACUUGAUCACAGUUGGAGACCGGCCGAAGUUUUGACCGAAACGGUCGAGGGUCGACUGAUGCUCAAGAUUGUCACAGACAAAGAUUCCAUUAAUGUGAUUCUGAACAGACUGUUAGCCGACCAGGCCGGAUCGAAUCUCAGCGUGGACUUCGCGACUCUAGACUAUGUUAAAAGACGGAAAAACGUCCUCCGGCUAAGCUCUGCUUCGGCUUCUCUUGCGUCUGUGGUGCGCGACUGCGCCUUGUGUCCCGAGAAGGACUCUUAUACCGACUUCGAGUUUUUAAUCCAAUGUGAUACUCCGGUCACUAUGCAUAACAUAUGCAGUGUGAUAAAUGCGGGUUGUUCCGAAUCGGUGAAAAUCGCGCCAUCUGUGAUAGAAAGGGCUGCUGCGUUCGAUCGCAGAUUCUUCAAAAAUCAUCGGAAUCAUCCGGGAUACAAAUCAAUCAGUUCGGGAGCAUCGGUCCAGAGGUCGAAAUCUCGGCGAGCAUCGGUCGGCGACGAGCCAAGUCUGGUGCUGAGUAGAGCUCCCGGAUCUAAGGAGAAAGGUCUCUCGAUCGGUGUUCCCUUGGCAAAUUGCCGGAUGUCAACAGAGGAUUCGGCGGUGCCCUGGAUCGUCGUCCAUUGCUGCAAAAUCAUCGAAAGCAAAGGUCUGGACGUGACGGGGAUUUAUAGAGUGCCUGGAAACUCAGCCGCGGUGCAACAUCUAACGCAAGUGGUGAAUUUGGCGAACGGCAAGAACAUGAACCUCAACGACUCGAAGUGGGCCGACGUAAACGUUGUGACAUCUCUACUCAAGUCGUUCUUCCGGCUCCUGCCCGAACCGCUGUUGACUUCUACUCUGUACAACCAUUUCAUCGCCAUUGACAAGAUACCUGAUUGCCGCAACCGCCUCGGCGGGAUUCAAGCUUUAAUUCAGAAGCUGCCACCGAGUCAUUUUGAGACACUGAGGUACUUCUGUAUGCAUCUCCAACGGGUGGCGGCUCGUUCCGAAACCAAUAAAAUGGAUUCUCGGAACUUGAGCAUUGUGUUGGGACCUACGCUGGUCCGCGAUUCGAUCUCCGGUGGUCAGUGCUCGAUGUUGUCCAUGAUUUCGGAUAUGCAGCACCAGUGUCAUAUCACCGAAACGCUGAUUAACUACGCCGACUACCUGUUUUACAGUCCUCGCUGUGGGGAACCGUCCUCGGUGCUGGCCUCGCUCAUCGAUCUGGAUCCCUUGCCGUCAUCGUCGUCGUCCGAAUCCCUGGUUUCGAAGGGGGACAAAUUGGGCCCUUUUUCCCGCGCCUUAUCGUCGAAAUUAUCGCUUCUGCCCGGGACGCCGACUCCGAUUCUAUCUGUCAAGCAGAAAAUCAUGUCCUUCGAAUGCGGGAAAUGCCCUGUGUUGGAGGAGACCGGGCUGAGUUGCAGUUUCCCACCGUCCCCGAGCAAAACCUCAUCAGCGUUUCCAGAUGACUCGUUCUCUUCCUUAACGAGCAGCGUGGACGACCCCAUGUCGAUGUCGUAUCACGAGCGACGGGUUCUGGCGAAGGAGAAAGCCAAAGUGUUCGAAGAGGAAACACGCGCGGUUCUAGAGAAGAAAGCUUUCCGGAGUCGUGAUCAGAAAAUGAGUCGUGAACAGACCGAGCGGCGUUGGCAAGAAGUCAAGCGCCAGGCAACUCUGCUAACCAGAGAUAACAGUGAUGAUGAUAACAUAGACAAAGAAAACCAGUCUAGUCAGAAUGUCGAGAGCUGCUUGUCACCGCUGAACGCGGCUCCAGCAAGUGGGGUAGACGAACGAGAUUCAUUGCGUAGUGCAGUUCCUCCUCGCAAUGUAGAACAGAAGGAGGAGGAGAAGGUCAUGCUACGCACCCGGAGCGGCAAGAAUCUACAUCGAGGAAACCGCUACGGGGUUGUAUACAGUCCGAACUCUUCAAAGAUACUCAAAUCGAUUGUCCAAUCUGAAGAACGUAGCCGUGAGGGCAGUCAACGCAAGAAAUCUCGUCUGGAACGUCGUCAUACGAUCGCGGGAAGCCAUUCGAACAGCCAUCAACAGCCCGCCGACAAAAGUCUGAGCAGGACUCCAAGUGAACGAAAACCGAAAAUGCACCGAAGCACCACGUAA